AUGGACUACUCUAGUCUUCCAACGGUUAUCAUUGACAGCGGGACGGGCGUUUUGAAAGCUGGCCUCAGUGGACAUAACCUGCGUCCGACAGUCAAAAUGCAAUGUCCUAAUACGAUUGAUAAAAUUACGUUGAGUCAUAAUCUUCCAAAUGUCGAUCGAAAGCAACGACGCUCUGUUACAAAUUUUGAUCGUCUGAAAGAUUAUUGGUCGGAUGCAAUGUUUAAAUUGUCCGUUAUCCCGGACGAACACUCCAUCAUACUAACAGAAAGUGAACUCAACAUCGACAAAGACGGCAAAACGAUGGCACAAAUCAUAUUCGAGGAAUUCAGAAUGCCCGGACUGUACAUCGGCAAUGAAUCGGAUCUCACGUUGCGAUGGAGUCGCCAUUCAACGGGCGUCAUAGUCGACUGUGUUUCCAUCAUCACCACUAUCGUACCAUUCGCCAACCGUCGACGUCUUUCAGACUCAACCCUCAUACUCAACUACGGCGGUCACGACGUGACCAGUCGCCUCGUUUCAUUGAGUUUGGAAAGAGAAACAUGGUCAAGUGAUAUUCAGGGAUCCGGACCCGGAUUUUUCCAAGUGGGUAGAGGUGACAUGUACUCUAUUCGGGAGGGAGCAAAAUACAUUUUGUGUAUUGUACACAAUGUAUCAGCAGUAGAAUUGGAGAAGUAUAUUUAUCUUCAUGAAAAGAGACGUGACUGUACGGAUGGUCUCUUUUAUCCUGGCUUUUUCGAAAAGACCGGAUAUGGAAUCCCUAUGAGUGUGCGCCAAGCAGUUCGAUCUCAACCUCUAGAAAUGCAGGUAAAGCUCUAUAACAACGUCGUUCCGUGCGGUGGCUGCUCGACGUUACCGUGGUUUGUCGAGCGGUUCGCCCUUGAUCUGAAGAGAUUAGAAAAUCGCCUCGCUCCUCAUAUCAAUAUCCAUCACAAUCUUGACCGUGAAUACAGCGCCUGGUACGGUGCCAGCGAAAUAGGCCGUAUGGACUCUGACUUCUUCGAGUCUGUGAUGCUCACCAGAUCUAUGUACCAUGAAAAGGGUGAAGCUAUAUUUCGGGAAAAGAAGAUGUCGACAGAGACUAUGAAGAGAAAGCCACGUCCGCCAAAAGAUCGGUUUGAAGACGACAAAUAG
Corticium candelabrum is the source of this 1131-nucleotide messenger RNA. RefSeq names its product actin-3-like. The record is from RefSeq and is a predicted model, not a curated record. NCBI's taxonomy places the organism in Eukaryota, Metazoa, Porifera, Homoscleromorpha, Homosclerophorida, Plakinidae. Bases 1 to 1131 code for a protein of 376 amino acids. The transcript is spliced from 5 exons.